This is a messenger RNA of Brugia malayi, 135 nucleotides long. RefSeq lists its product as uncharacterized. The transcript is spliced from 2 exons. NCBI's taxonomy places the organism in Eukaryota, Metazoa, Nematoda, Chromadorea, Rhabditida, Onchocercidae. Bases 1 to 135 code for a protein of 44 amino acids. The record is from RefSeq and is a predicted model, not a curated record.
AUGCCAUGUAAUGACUUGCUCAACGUUGUUUGUUGGGGAUCAUGCAAGGUUGAAAAUUUUCACAUUCUAGAAGAGGCAGUUCCAUACUAUGCCUAUUAUGGCUUUACUGACUUCUCAAAAGAUUUCACAACUUGA